Messenger RNA from Aspergillus aculeatinus CBS 121060, 1280 nucleotides. Its product is annotated as NAD(P)/FAD-dependent oxidoreductase. Bases 82 to 1266 code for a protein of 394 amino acids. Lineage: Eukaryota; Fungi; Ascomycota; Eurotiomycetes; Eurotiales; Aspergillaceae. Gene Ontology annotation, cellular component: cytoplasm. The transcript has a single exon. The record is from RefSeq and is a predicted model, not a curated record. Gene Ontology annotation, molecular function: electron-transferring-flavoprotein dehydrogenase activity; flavin adenine dinucleotide binding.
CACCGACAUCCGACUCCACCGUACCUUAAAUCAUCUACAUUCUACAUCCUCCCCUCACAAGGGCACCAAAAGAAGUAAAAAAUGCCAACCGUGCUAAUCCUCGGCGCCUCCGUCGCCGGCCUGCCCAUCGCGCACGCCCUCCUCAAAAACAACGCCACCACCACCAAGAAAACCAAAGUCAUCCUCGUCAACCCCUCGCCCGACUUCUUCUGGAUGAUCGCCGCCCCGCGCAUCCUCGCCAAGCCCGCCGCCUUCCGGCCGGAGCAGUACCUCAUCCCCAUCGCGCCGGGGUUCGCCGCCUAUCCCGCGGGCGAGUUCGAGUUCGUGGAGGGCGCCGCGACGGCGGUGGACUUCGCGGCGAAGAGGGUGAGCGUUGCGCUGGCUGCGUCUUCGUCUACCGCAGGGACGAAGACGAGGGAGCUUGGGUAUGACUACCUCGUCCUCGCGACGGGGAGUACCACGCCUUCUUCUGUUGCUGCCGAUUCUGGGACCGCGGCGCUGUACCCGUUCAAGCCCCCGCCCCCUUCGCCUGCCCCUUCCAACCCCACCCCCGCCCCCCUAGGGGAGUUGAUCCGCAGCGCGCAAUCGACCAUCCAGAAGGCGAAGCGGAUCGUCAUCGGCGGCGCGGGGCCGAUCGGGCUCGAGACGGCGGGCGAGCUCGCUGACCUCCCGCAUAAGCCCUCUAUAACUCUGAUCUCCGCUGCGGAGCGGAUACUCCCAGGACUAACAGAGGGCGCGGGCCGGACAGCAGCGACACAGCUCGCAGCGAAGGGGGUGCACGUUGUGACCGGACGGAAGGUCCAGAGCUACUCCCCGACGGAGGGGGUCGUGACGCUUGACAACGGCGAGACCCUCGAGACGGAGGUGUAUAUCCCGACGACCGGGGUGCUUCCGAACAGCGCCUAUCUGCCGCGGGAGGUGCUGGAUGAGAAGGGGUGGGUGGUGGUCGACGAGGAGCUGCGCGUGCACGGGCCGGCGGUGGAGGGGGUCUGGGCCGCGGGCGAUCUCACCGCGCAUCCGGGGCGGUUGGCGCAGCGCGCCGGCGAGCAGGCGGCCAUUGUGGCGCAUAAUCUGGUCGUGGAAAUUGGUGGGACUGGCAGGAGGAGACGCUUUGCGCCGGGCAGGGCGAUGAUGGUCGUGCCCAUUGGGGCGGCGGGGGGCACCGGGGAGUUGUGGUUUGGGUGGGUGCCCUUUGCUUGGUUGGUGAGGUUGGUCAAGGGGAGGGAUUUCUUCAUCGCUAAGGCUAGAGGCCUUGUUUUUUCUUGAUUGUUAUCUUAUAG